AUGAACGCCACAGGUCAAGCUCUCCCCGUCUCAAGACUGGUCAAUCUGAAACUCCUCUACACUUUUGAUGACAAAAAUACAUUCUUAGCAAGAUCGUCUAAUCCUUUGUUGGCGAAAAUAAUAUCCUUGCCGUCUCAACCUCCGCAUAAUGGUGCCCAAGUGGGGGUCAUUGGAUUGAGAGAUUGUCUCGACCUAUUGCAAUUGGUAUCACCAGAAUGGUUUCAAAAAGGUAUGGAUUAUUCUAUUUAUUUCAAAGAUAUAGUCGAAGUCGGAGAACCUUACGUAGGCACCGGUUUGUGCUCUAGGAUUCUCUCGAGUAAGAAUUCCGACAUUAUGAUCACGGGAAGAUUAUCUACGGGGGUCAUCAACAUAUACCAAUCAAAUACUACUUCGGAUACUUUGGAUAUCCGCCUAAGGUUGUCUCCAAUAUGUUCCAUUUCUUCGGUUUUACCUUCUAAUAAGAGGAAACUCGAUUCCAUCUCAGACCAGGUAUCGAGUCAAUCUUUUAGUACUUGUAACAAUUCAAAUACGCAUCAGCCCCGACAACUGCCACAACAGCAACCACAGCAACAGCAACAGCAACAGCAAACGAGGAAGAAGGUCAAAAGACAAACUGCAAAUUCAAAAUCCUCCAAUAAGUCUAAGCCCGAAUUGGCAUUUCGUACUCAAUCGCUUCCAUUUAUAACUCCAGAUUCUCUUGCACACAGAAUACGUAUUGCAGAUUCAAUGAUUUCAACGAGGGUUGAUGAAGAGAUCGAUGCUAAUGGGGAACCAAUAUCUUCCAGAUUCUCCAACUUUAGAAAGAUAGAUGCAAACAAUAUGGAUAAUCAACCAACAAAGGCUAGAAAAAGUACAAGUUUUAUUGAAUCAGUCGUUAAAAUUGGUGAUAACGCAGUUGUCAAAUCCAAGAAAUCCAAUUUGAAAAACUUACCAACGCAUGAAUGUAUCAAUUGCUCAAUAACUUCAAAUCCGCCAUAUAAGUUCUAUAAAGAAGGUAUCUUCCAGUUGGGAAAUGCUGGUUAUUUAUGUUGUUCCUGCAACAAAUACCAUAUGAAAAAUGAUGUCAAAGCAUUACGUGAAAGAGGCGAAUUGGGUGUAAAAGGUUUGUUGGAUGGACCAUACUCCAAGUCAACGUCAAACAACUCCAACAUUGGGCGAAAGAAGAGGUCCAGUAACCUCAAUUCAUCAUCAUCUGCAUUGAUGGAACAUUCGAGUAGUUCUCCUAUAUUUCUGACAUCUUCUCCAAUGACCCUACAAAAUAGAUGUACUAACAGUUAUAAAUCAAAGAAACAGAACACCACCUCUCAUGUGAAUAAAACGAAAACAAUCCAAGAAGUUAAUACUUUACCGGGUGAUUUCAUGGAUAUUUUGAAAUAUGGAAACGCACUUCCUAAUCAAAAUCAGAGUCAAAAUCAAAGACAAAGGCAAGGUCAAAGUCAAAGUCAAAGUCAAAUUCAAGUUCAAAUUUGUGGGUCUAACUUGCCAAGCGAUCAGAAUCACAUUGAGAAAUUGUUUAAGGUCCCUGGGAAUAUCCAACUUGGUGUUGCCUCAUCAAAGGGGCAAUCAAAGAACAAUACGCCAAAUGAUGAGCUUUACAAAGACUUUGAUAAUAUACCAGUCGACGCCACCAAGUUGAAUACAACGUUAAUUCCACUUGAUGAUGACGAGAAGGAGAGCUUUCUUUCAUCUAAUUUUAAUAAUGAUAUUCAAGUGCCACACCCCCAACAACCUAAUAAUGGGAAUAUUAAUAAUACGUUUUUUAACUCACCUAGCAUUCAACGUAUUAUUGAAUCGUUUUCUAACGAACCUAGCUCGCCAACUAAAAGUAAUGCAGAGCAUUGGGACUACAAUUUCUUUGAACAAAAUACAUCACAGUAUGGGGUCAUCAACAACGAUAACACAGAAUGCGAUGAUCCAGAAAUCAACAGAAUUUUGAGUGCUACUAAUAUUGAAAAAUACGAAAUCACCCCAAGGGAUCCAGGUACCUCCAAUACACAGCAAAACGGGGAUGAAACAAGCUGCAGGUCUCAUGGUAGCACACCAGCUUCGGAGAGUACCAACUAUGUCGCCAAGAAGACAGACACGGCUACAGAUUCCUUGACUAAUAAUAAUGAACACUUAUUAGGUGGUAACUCCAAGGAAGCUAUUCAUCCAGAGAAUAAGAAUAUGCCAAGCUCUCCCUUCUUCAGCUUUCAGGCUGACGAUGUUGAUCGCACCACUAAGAGUUUUGAUUCUAACACUUUGAUGAACUGGGAUACUAAGUCCUCCCCAAUCACUGAUCAGCUUACCUCCUGUGAUCCCAAAUAA
Messenger RNA from Pichia kudriavzevii, 2307 nucleotides. RefSeq lists its product as uncharacterized. The transcript has a single exon. The coding region runs from base 1 to 2307 and encodes 768 amino acids. Lineage: Eukaryota; Fungi; Ascomycota; Pichiomycetes; Pichiales; Pichiaceae. The record is from RefSeq and is a predicted model, not a curated record. Gene Ontology annotation, biological process: silent mating-type cassette heterochromatin formation; rDNA heterochromatin formation; regulation of transcription by RNA polymerase II.